AUGCGUUCUUGCUUAGAGUAUCCUUAUGAAAGACUUGACAAGGACAAGGCUGUUCUCCUUGUUGUUGAUCUGCAAGACGGCCUGUACAAUGCCGUCCGCGACUUCGACCCGGUCACCUAUAAAGAGAGCAUCAUUGCGCAUGCCGCCAUCGGAAAGCUCUUUAAUCUCCCCGUUAUCCUGACUACCUCUGCCGAGCAGGGACCCAAUGGCCCCCUGCCCAAGGAGAUCACUUCUAUGUACCCCAAUGCCACCUUCAUCAAGCGCCAGGGUGAAGUUGAUGCCUGGGACAAUGAGGAUUUUCAGAAAGCUGUCAAGGCCACCAACAGAAGCCAAGUCAUCAUGGCCGGAAUCGUCACAGAUGUGUGUACCACUCACCUUGCCUUGUCCCUCCGAGCAGCCGGCUACUCCGUCUGGGCCAAUGCCGAGGCAUCCGGCAGUUCGUCCACCUUUGUCCGCGAAAUUUCCAACGACCGAAUGAGACACGCUGGUGUUCAGGUUGUGAGCCUCUUCUCCAUCGUCUGCGAUCUCAUGAGGGACUGGCGAAACGUGCCCGGUGCCUCGGAGGUGCUGCCUUACCUUGACAAGUACUUCCCUGUCUAUGGCAUGGUCGCUCGCGCUCACGCAGCUGCUCAGACCAACGGUGUUCUCCAGCCGGGCGAGGCUGGGCUCAUCUGA
Trichoderma reesei QM6a is the source of this 675-nucleotide messenger RNA. RefSeq lists its product as uncharacterized. Lineage: Eukaryota; Fungi; Ascomycota; Sordariomycetes; Hypocreales; Hypocreaceae. Bases 1 to 675 code for a protein of 224 amino acids. The record is from RefSeq and is a predicted model, not a curated record. The transcript has 3 exons.